AUGAAUGGUUUUGUUAAUAAGCAAAAUUUCCGUAUAUGGGAUGAACACAACCCACAGGAGGUUUACCAGUUGGCAAUGCAUCCACAAAGAGUUACUGUUUGGUGUGGAUUUUGGUCCGGCGGAGUCAUUGGUCCGUACUUCUUUGAAAAUGACAUUGGCGAGGCCAUCACCGUCAAUGGCGAGCGCUACAGAUCAAUGAUUAACAAAUUAUUCUGGCCUGAAUUGAACGAUAUGGACGUGGACGACAUGUGGUUCCAACAAGACGGCGCAACGUGCCACACAGCGAACGAUACAAUGGGCAUUCUGCACAAACGGUUUGAGGGUAGGGUUAUCUCUCGCAGAGGUGAUGUGAAUUGGCCGCCACGAUCGUGCGAUUUGACGCCACUAUACUUUUUAUUGUCUAUGUUAAUAAGCCGCAAUCGACCGAUGCCCCGGAUUUAUGCAGCAGAGUCAUUGAAAAUUGGACCUCUCGGAUCCGUGUCACCAUUC
This is a messenger RNA of Phaedon cochleariae (mustard beetle), 489 nucleotides long. The record is from the annotation of a GenBank genome assembly. Lineage: Eukaryota; Metazoa; Arthropoda; Insecta; Coleoptera; Chrysomelidae.